Mercenaria mercenaria is the source of this 3321-nucleotide messenger RNA. Its product is annotated as retinol dehydrogenase 14-like. Lineage: Eukaryota; Metazoa; Mollusca; Bivalvia; Venerida; Veneridae. The record is from RefSeq and is a predicted model, not a curated record. The transcript has 2 exons. Bases 853 to 1839 code for a protein of 328 amino acids.
ACUUUUCUUUUUUCAGGUUUGGCAAUGCUUUCUUACAAACUGGACAAAAAUGAAUGAUCUUGGUGAACGAUCCCCGAAGGAAAAUUUUCAUCCGAUUUAUUUUUUUCUCUAUUUUUAGUUAUUGUAACAAUGUUUUGACAAAUUGGAAUAAUUUGAACAAUCUUUGUUAAAAGCGACCUAAGAAAUAUUUGUGAGAAAUCAUUUUUAAAUUCAACAAACACUAUAAACGUAAUACAGAAGGAAAGCGACCACGCCCUGUGACAGAUCGGAAUUAUUUGAACAAUCUCUUUAGACGGUCAUCCAGGGAUGACUUCUGUGAAAAUUUGAGUUUUGCACAAUUGUUCUUUUCCUCUGCUAAAGUAACAAUACAUGGGAUGAAUUUUGGCAAACAUUCCCGUUAAGUUUUAGUCAUUAGCUGAAUUAAAAGAUGCUAUUGGAAACGACACGGGCGACACACAUAUGCUGUUGGGAAAAGCUCAAAUGGCAUCGUCUUCCUAUAUACGUUUUACACACGAAUAAUGUUGGACCUCUAUCUUUCCCUACAGUCUUGUUGUUUUAUAUAACAACUGUAAUGAUUAUUUGAUAAUUAAAUGUUUCCUGCUGAAGUAAAAUUAUAUUCGAAAGAUCAUAAGAAAUUACCUGUAAUGCAACACAAGCUGCCAUAUCAAUCCUGUGAAUAUUAUUAAAACAGUUUUGGAUAGCAUCACAGUUAAUAACUUUCAAGUGAAUAGUUAGUCUGCUCUAAAAAUUAUAAAGUAACAUUUUUAUAUAUCGUUGGCUACUGAACCGAGUCAUUGUGUGUUUCUGUGUGGGACGGAUUAACGAGAAGACGUUGAUUGCAAAUACAAAAGAAUGGGUAACAAAGCAUCAUUUCCUGUAGUACCAACUUCUCAGGAUCGAAUUGUCAUGGUAACUGGUGCAAACUGUGGAAUAGGUUAUGAAAUUGCUAAAUGGACAGCGAUGAUGGGGGCUACUGUCAUUUUAGCCUGUAGAUCUGAGGAAAAAGCUAGGGCAGCGAUUGAGAAAAUGGAAAAAGAAUUCACAGAAGAAAAAGCAAGAGGGACAUCUAAACUCACUGAAAGGGCAAGGUUGGCCAUUGAAUUUAUGAAAGUUGAUUUAGGAUCAUUCAAGUCUGUUGACCAUUUUUGCGAAGAAUAUAAGAAAAGUGGGCGUCCGCUACAUGUGUUGGUUUGCAACGCUGGUAUAGCGUCAAUACCGUUCAUGAAAAAUGAAGAUGGACUUGAAAUGAUUCUACAAGUAAAUUACUUGAGUCAUUUUCUUAUUACGGCGAAACUUUUACCUACAAUGAAGCGUUCAGGUGUAGACUGCCGCAUCAUAUUUGUCUCGAGUACUGCUGAAAAAUUAGCAAGUUUUGACAAAGAGUCCAUUAACUACACUGGUUCAGCACGAAACUACCCGGUACAUUCUUGUUACAACCGAUCGAAGCUGUACCAAGUCAUGCAAAUGUUUGCCAUGUCACGACGCCUGACUGGGACGAACAUCACAGUUAACAGUUUACAUCCAGGCAUUGUGGAGACUGAAAUAUGGCGGUACAGCAAUAGCUGGAUGACAAGAUGUCUGCUCUUUUUUGCUCGUUGCUUUUGUGUGACGAGAACCCCUAUUAACGGUGCCACUUGUGCCAUCGACCUGGCAGUUAACCCAGAGCAUACAGGAGUGUCCGGUCAUUUCUGGAAAGACUGCAAGAUGACGUCGACUUCUAGGCUGUCCAGGAACGAAGAAAAACAGGAGGCUUUAUGGAAUGCAUCCUUCAAUUUUGUAAAUGAGUAUCUUACAAUGGAAGAGAUCAAUUGUAUGGAAGGGGAAAACAGGAACAUUUAAAAAUGAACAUGAAUCAAACAUUACAAAGAUGUAGUUUGUUUGCAAAAUAUACUCUCGAAAAGCUGUUUUCUCCUAAUUAAAAACUAAUAUACAUCAGUCUAUAAUAGUAUGAGAGUCACUCAAUAUAUAAUACAAGCACUGCUGUAACAUUUUACAGUUUAGAUAAAUACAUUUUUAUUUGGUUAAAAGCAUCCCUAACAAUUGACUUCUGGUGCUUCAAACUGUAUGGGUAAUUGUAAAUUUAGUCUACAUUUUUGUUGUUGCCUAGCAACGAAAGAAUGUCUGUAAAUCCUGUCUGGCCUUGUUUCAAGGGUUCCAACAAGCACGCAGUAAAAUCUUGAUAAAUGAUUCCGUUUUAAACUAAUGUGACAAUAUGACAAACCUUGUAUAAAGUGAAAAUAAUGUCGUUGACAAAAAGAUUAAUAUUUUAGAAUUGCUAUGAAUGUUUAUAUCCCGUCGCAUGACAACAGUACUCUCCAUGUUUUCCAUCAGAGUGAUUUGACACAUGAACUUGAGAUUUAUGCAAUAUAUUUUGAAAGAUAUUUGGAGAGCUGUAAUAUUUAUUGAUUGACCCUCGCAUGGCAUAAAGGGUUUUAGUUUUACUAUUAGAAGUACUAAACUAUCUUGGUACCAUAACUUCAACUAUUGCUUCUAUUAGUCAAUAGUGCUACAUUAUACCACUUUCCUUCUUCUAUUAAAAGCAUUACCCUACUACUAUUCAUACCACCACUCUACAUCUGUUCAUACCAUCCUUCAUACCACCACUAUACUUCUAUUCAUACCACCACUAUACUUCUAUUCAUACCACCACUAUACUUCUAUUCAUACCACCACUCUACUACUAUUCAUAUCACCACUCUACUACUAUUCAUACCACCACUCUACUACUAUUCAUAUCACCACUCUACUACUAUUCAUACUAUCACUCUACUACUAUUCCACUGCAAUGUAUACCCUUCUAGAGUUUAUACUACUACUCUACUACUCUUUAUAAUGGUACCAUACUACUACAUUACUAGUAUUUGCUGCUAUUCAUACUACUAUGCUAUAACUUUAUACUACCGCUCUACUACUAUUUAUAUUACUACCUUACUAUUAUUUAUACAACUAUCAUAUUACUAUUUAUAUUACUACCUUACUACUAUUUAUAUUACUGCCCAAAUACUAUUUAUAUUGCUACCUUACUACUAUUUAUACUACUAUAAUACUAUUAUUUAUACAUCUGACAUACCACUGCAGUACUACUUUUUAUACUGCUGCUCUACUACUAUUUAUAGUACAACCCUUCUACUAUUUACCCUACUUCUCUACCACAAUUUAUACUACUAGUCGAACUGCUUCUACUACUACUCAUAACAAGAAAUUCAAUAAUUUGAAAUGUACGUCUUAUCUCAAUCAUUUAAAUAAACUUAUAUUAUACUAGGUAAAAAGUUUAUUUUAUAACUAUUCAGGGGCUAUUACUGCAAUAUGUAUAAAUAAAGC